Linnemannia hyalina is the source of this 657-nucleotide messenger RNA. The record is from the annotation of a GenBank genome assembly. NCBI's taxonomy places the organism in Eukaryota, Fungi, Mortierellomycota, Mortierellomycetes, Mortierellales, Mortierellaceae.
AUGACUGCCACUGCUGUUGCUCCCCAGGCCUCGGUCGCCUCGACCCUGUUGACCGCCUACCUGACCGAGCUCGCCGCCAACCCUCUCCGCACCAAGGCCCUCACCUCCGGCACCCUCUCGGGCCUCCAGGAGAUCACCGCCACCAAGCUCUCCGGCAUGCCAAAGUCAAAGAACCCUGACGACUUUAUCCUCGGCAUCAACAAGCGUGUCGUCCAGAUGGCCCUCUACGGUUUCUUGGUCAGCGGUCCCUUGGCCCACGCCUUGUUCGAGCUCGUCACCAAGCGCUUCCUCGGCAAGGAGGGCGCCAAAUGGAAGAUUGCUCAGAUCCUCAGCGCCCAGCUCAUUUCCUCCCCCAUCCAGAACGCCACCUACAUUUUGGCAAUGGCAUUGUUCGCAGGCGCCAGAACGUCGGGACAGAUCAAGGGCGCCUUCAAGUCGGGAUACCUGCCCAUGAUGAAGACCUCCUGGGCGAUCUCCCCCAUCUCCAUGGCCAUCGCCCAAAAGUUCCUCCCUCCCAACGUCUGGGUUCCCUUCUUUAACCUCGUCGCCUUCACCUUUGGCACUUACGUCAACACCACCAUCAAGAAGGCUCGUCUUGCACAGAUCAAGAAGGAGCAGCAGCGUGACGCCGAGAAGCGUGCCCGCGAUGAGCUGUAA